Molecule: messenger RNA, 1462 nt
Organism: Pongo pygmaeus (Bornean orangutan)
Lineage: Eukaryota; Metazoa; Chordata; Mammalia; Primates; Hominidae
Gene: FCER1A
Product: Fc epsilon receptor Ia
Exons: 7
Coding region: 410-1192 (260 amino acids)
Biological process (GO): cell surface receptor signaling pathway; immunoglobulin mediated immune response
Cellular component (GO): external side of plasma membrane
Molecular function (GO): IgE binding; high-affinity IgE receptor activity
Source: RefSeq, a predicted model, not a curated record
AUGAAAGGACUGAGUCUACUCAGAGAAAGCAGGCGAAAAAAUCUUAUAUUCAAGAGACAUUUACAACAGAAGCAAAAACACACAAAAUGAGAAAAAUCCAGUUCUCUCUAAUAUCAAAGAGAGCCUCAAAUUGUUGCUAUGUUCCUGAGGCUCGGAGCAUUGGCUCAUUUGGCCUGAGAAGUGGCCCAGGGAAAAAAUACAGUCUCUUAAACCGCAGAUUUCAAGAGCUGUGUAUAUUUAUUUUCCCCAAGGAGAAGAGAAUCCCUCUGCCCCAAGUCUUCUGAGAUCAUCCUUUUGAGAAUUCCUCCAUGCUACUAAGAGUCUCCAGCAUCCUCCACCUGUCUACCACCGAGCAUGGGCCUAUAUUUGAAGCCUUAGAUCUCUCCAGCACAGUCAGCACCAGGAGCCCAUGAAGAAGAUGGCUCCUGCCAUGGAAUCCCCUACUCUACUGUGUGUAGCCUUACUGUUCUUCGCUCCAGAUGGCGUGUUAGCAGUCCCUCAGAAACCUAUGGUCUCCUUGAACCCUCCAUGGAAUAGAAUAUUUAAAGGAGAGAAUGUGACUUUUACAUGUAAUGGGAACAAUUUCUUUGAAGUCAAUUCCACGAAAUGGUUCCACAAUGGCAGCCUUUCAGAAGAGACAAAUUCAAGUUUGAAUAUUGUGAAUGCCAAAUUUGAGGACAGUGGAGAAUACAAAUGUCAGCACCAACAAGUUAAGGAGAGUGAACCUGUGUACCUGGAAGUCUUCAGUGAUUGGCUGCUCCUUCAGGCCUCUGCUGAGGUGGUGAUGGAGGGUCAGCCCCUCUUCCUCAGGUGCCAUGGUUGGAGGAACUGGGAUGUGUACAAGGUGAUCUAUUACAAGGAUGGUGAAGCUCUCAAGUACUGGUAUGAGAACCACAACAUCUCCAUUACAAAUGCCACAGUUGAAGACAGUGGAACCUACUACUGUACGGGCAAAGUGUGGCAGCUGGACUAUGAGUCUGAGCCCCUCAACAUUACUGUCAUAAAAGCUCAGCAUGAGAAGUACUGGCUACAAUUUUUUAUCCCAUUGUUGGUGGCGAUUCUGUUUGCUGUGGACACAGGAUUAUUUAUCUCGACUCAGCAGCAGGUCACGUUUCUCUUGAAGAUUAAGAGAACCAGGAAAGGCUUCAAACUUCUGAACCCACAUCCUAAGCCAAACCCCAAAAACAACUGAUAUAAUUACUCAAGAAAUAUUUGCAACAUUAGUUUUUUUCCAGCAUCAGCAAUUGCUACUCAAUUGUCAAACACAGCUUGCAAUAUACAUAGAAACGUCUGUGCUCAAGGAUUUAUAGAAAUGCUUCAUUAAACUGAGUGAAACUGGUUAAGUGGCAUGUAAUAGUAAGCGCUCAAUUAACAUUGGUUGAAUAAAUGAGAGAAUGAAUAGAUUCAUUUAUUAGCAUUUGUAAAAGAGACGUUCAAUUUCAAUAAAAUAAAUAUAAAACCA